Messenger RNA from Hymenoscyphus albidus, 1553 nucleotides. Lineage: Eukaryota; Fungi; Ascomycota; Leotiomycetes; Helotiales; Helotiaceae. The record is from the annotation of a GenBank genome assembly.
CACCAAGCCCUUCCCCUUCCAGACCAGUGACUGAUCAAUCACCUCAAAAUGCAGAACUCCGCGAUAAAUCGAAACGGGCUCCACCCUCCUUCCCUCACCCCUCUAUCGAAUAUCCACAAAGCGAAAUCCUACGAUACGCUGCGUUCUCAAGCUGGCUUUGGUAACCGGGUGCCAUAUCCAAACGCCUAUCUGCAAGAGAUUGAGAAGCUCAACCGAGAAAUCCUUGACUCGCAACCCAAAGACAUUCUUCAGUUCUGCGCCAACUUUUUCGCGAGGCGUUUAGAAUUGGAACGUACCGAAUUGCUCUACACACAUUCCAUCGACCGCAAGAUGUCUGGAACUACAUUCCCCGGACGGAUGGGAGCAAACUCCAACCCUUUCGGUGCGCCCGAGAAGGAAAGAAAGACGAGUGGCAUUAUGAAGGUCAUGGAAGAAGACGAAAACGAUUCAGUUGCUUCGCCUGCAACCUCAAACUUUAGCUUCGGAGGAGGAGCACCUACAUUUACUUCUUCGUUCGGUGGUGAUGCAGCAGGGCCACCAUCUUCUUUCAAACCAGCUAGUACAGAGGGCUUCCCAGCACAUUACGGCAUGGGUAGACGAACAUCAGUAUCUGCAGAGUCGUUGAACCCAACUGCAUCAGCUAACGACAACUGGUCUCCUCCAUUCCAUCCAAAAAGUGCGGAUCAGAUUUCGAGGCUAAAGAAAUCGAUCGAGGGAAACUUCCUGUUUAGUCACUUGGACGAUGAACAAAGUUCUCAAAUCUUGGGUGCAUUGGUAGAAAAGCCUAUUCCGGCUAAAGAUAUCAAGGUAAACACUAUCUAGUCAAACAUUAUGGUGAUCAUCACUGACCUUCAAUCUAGGUGAUCACACAGGGCGAUCAAGGCGAUUUCUUUUACGUAGUCGAGAAGGGCUCCUUUGACGUGUACGUCAACUCCACGGGCGAGAUACAACCGGGUUCUGAUGGUCUCGGAACCAAGGUAGCAACUAUCGACGCUGGUGGCUCUUUUGGAGAGUUGGCUUUGAUGUAUAAUGCUCCCCGAGCGGCCACUGUCAUCUCUGCAGAGCCAUCAUGCACACUUUGGGCUCUAGACCGAAUCACCUUCCGUCGUAUCCUCAUGGACUCGACAUUCCAACGCCGUCGUUUAUACGAAAGCUUUUUGGAAGAGGUACCUCUUCUUUCCACCCUUACCAAAUACGAGAGAUCAAAGAUUGCCGAUGCUUUGGAGACACAAAAGUUCCCAGAGGGAACGACCAUUAUCCAAGAGGGGGAUGUUGGUGAAGCCUUCUACCUUCUCGAGAGUGGUGAGGCAGAGGCCUUCAAGAAUGGCACAAGCAAUCCCGUCAAGCAUUACCACAAGGGCGACUACUUUGGUGAGCUUGCUCUCCUCGAUGACAAGCCAAGACAGGCUAGCGUUAUCAGCAAGACGGAGGUCAAGGUUGCCACACUUGGAAAAGAUGGGUUUCAAAGGUUGUUGGGUCCUGUUGCGAGUAUCAUGAGAAGAACCAAGUAUGAGACUGGGGUGGAAGAGAUUGAUCCUCUUCACCAGAAAUAA